ACUUUAAGCUUAAUCAACAAUGGAAACUACCGCAAACAACGAUGCCGCUGUCUUCAAGCUCCGUCAAAUACCUUCUCCAAUCACACACUUAUCAUUCAUGGCUUCUCAAAUCUGGCUCCGAAUCGUCGCCGCUGCAACCUCCAUUGCCGCCGCUUGUUUGAUGUUCAAUAGCCGACAGUCCAAGCUCCUUUUCGGAACGAAUCUCGACGCACGUUACACCUACUCUCCCGGUUUCAAGUUUUUUGCGUUGAUGAAUGUCGUUGCUUGCGCCUUCUCCGUCUUGUCGUUGCUGCCGGUUUUCUCACUUGGCCGGAAAUUCUCCAACUCCGUCAACUAUUUCUUCUUGUUCCUCCAUGAUCUGAUCUUGACGACGUUGUUGGUGGCUGGAUGUGGAGCCGCAACUGCUGUUGCUCAAGUGGGCAAGUAUGGGAACACCCACGCGGGUUGGAUGCCGAUUUGUGACAACUUUGGGAAGUUUUGCCACAAAGUUUCGGCUUCUUUGAUCUUGGGCUAUUUAGCGAUGCUUUGUUAUCUUCUUCUUACUGUCAUCUCUGCAAAUAAAGCAAGACAAGUAUCGGUAUGAAGGAACAAGAAAAUUGGAAACAAGAUUGCGGCAUGUAUGACAUGUGAUGGAAUUACUAAAAUGUCCCUUGUGGAGAUGGGGUACUACUUCUAGUACUAGCUAGCUUUUAUAUGACUUUGUAAGUUUAGUAAGUUAGGAUGUUUUUAAAUUAAUCUGAACAACUGUUCUGUUUUUAUCUGUUUGCAAUCCUUAGGUCAUUUCUCUCAAAAGACGAGAUAUAUUUCUUCGUUGCCUGUUGCUUUGUAUCUAAUAGAUACUA
This is a messenger RNA of Cynara cardunculus var. scolymus (artichoke), 842 nucleotides long. Its product is annotated as CASP-like protein 1F1. The coding region runs from base 20 to 583 and encodes 187 amino acids. The record is from RefSeq and is a predicted model, not a curated record. Lineage: Eukaryota; Viridiplantae; Streptophyta; Magnoliopsida; Asterales; Asteraceae. The transcript has 3 exons.